AUGGGGUGGGUCGUGUCAAGAGUGUUCUGGUAUGUGUUCUGCCAUUAUCUGAAGCCAUUAGCACAUUGGGCUUUUGUGAAAGAUCGGGCGUAUGAUACCGCUGAAUUCCAAUAUAAGCCGCCAAGUGCAGUAAUCAAAGAAAGGUUCUACAAUUCCUUGAAGAAAGGGAAAGAAAUGUUGAACAUAGAUUUGGAAUCCGUGGCUAAACAAGUGUUGCUGUCUGUUGAUGAAGUUUCGAUGCAGGUAGAACAUCUAAAGGGAAUUAUGGAACGGAGGAAAAUGGGAGCUCAGAAGGCUACCUUAACCAGAAAGAACAAGAAGGCAGUUCGUAAGUGUUAAAGUAUCUGAAUAUUGCGCUUGAAACAAGUCGCAUAUUCAUAAUGACUGUUUUUAUGCUUAAGAUGAACUAUCCGCCUGGACAAACUUAGGCAGACCUUAGUUGGAUGCAGUUUGACAGUAUAAUUUCUUACGAAACGAAACAAUAGCAGCUAGUUCCAAAGACAAACUAAGCGACAAACUAACGAUCUUCGCAAAUUCGUCCAGACGAAUAGUUCGUGCAUGGCAUAAACAUAAAAACGACCAAUGACGUAUUUUAAUAUUUUAAUAUAGAACGUAAUACAGAUGUCCCUCAGCCAGAUGUCCCUGUCUCAGAUGUCCCUGUGCCAGAUUUCCCUGGCUCAGAUGUCCCUGUCUCAGAUGUCCCUGUCUCAGAUCUCCCUGUCUCAGAUCUCCCUGUCUCAGAUGUCCCUGUCUCAGAUGUCCCUGUCUCAGAUGUCCCUCUCUCAGAUGUCCCUCUCUCAGAUAUUCCUGUCUCAGAUGUCCCUGUCUCAGAUGUCCCUGUCUCAGAUGUCUGUCUCAGAUGUCCCUGUCUCAGAUGUGUGGUGUUGGUGUCAAGACAAAGAAUAUAG
Messenger RNA from Paramuricea clavata, 908 nucleotides. NCBI's taxonomy places the organism in Eukaryota, Metazoa, Cnidaria, Anthozoa, Malacalcyonacea, Plexauridae. The record is from the annotation of a GenBank genome assembly.